CGAACAGAUAAGUCAAUCAUUAUUGUAAAAUGUACUCACUGCGAACAUGUUGCUUCAAAUGUGUGUUUAAAUAUGUCUUAGUUCAUUUCUGUGAAAUUUUUGUGUUAAUUUUAGUUAUAAGAUUUUGGAGUGCGUACAAAUAGGGGUGUUUUUUAUCAAGUACGAGAAAAGUCUAUAGAUCUUGCAUACCCUGGUGUCAGCUGAGACUGUGUGUGAAAAUGUAUUUUGGACUUUAACAUGGAAAUGGCUACUUUAAAAGAUGUAGAACAGGGUGUCCCUGAGGAGAGAGACAGCCAUGAACCGCUUCUUGGAACUAUUUACGAAAAUGGUCAACAGCCCAAAAUCCCGCACAGACCAGUCAACUUACCAUCUUUUGACACAUGGAACCUGCCGCGCCACUACCCUUCAAACCUCACCAUGUUCGAUUCCACUCCAUCGUCAGAGCCGUCGACAGUCAACAACACACCUCUCGGAGAAGGCGUGGACAACCUCCCGAAGAGAUGGAGAAGAAGUGACAGAAGACUGAGAAGAUUGAACACGGAACUGUUGGAAGCUAUUGAGACACAUGAUGUGGAGGAAGUGGAAAGACUGCUCAAAGCAGGCGCGAACCCCAACGCCACCUGUCGCCUGGACCUGGUAUCAGCCUGCCACGUGGCCGCGCUCCAUGUCAACGACACCCUGGCUCUGCUCCUCAAGUUCGGAGCGGAGAAGUACAGGCAGGACAGCAUGGGGAGGACUCCAUUGCAUUUGGCGGCAUGGGCUGGGAACGCUAAGCAGAUGGCGAUACUACUCGACUUCCCUGAGGAUAUGUACGACCGAGUUGGCGACGAGUUUUCUUCAGACGUGGAAGCAGACGUGAGGAAACUGUGCGAGAAGACCAGGACCUUGGCCAACGUGAGGUGUGACCUUGGGGAAGUCAAACCCAUCCUGCCCAGCACUUGGAAGGACAACAUCGACCAUAACUGCCGGGAUAUUAAGUGCAGCCUCCCGUUACUCCAACCAGGCUGGACCCCCCUCCACGUGGCCACGUCAUGUGCUCGGCUGCACUGCACACGUUUACUGCUGGCCGCUGGAGCUGACCCCAACAUUUGUGACCUGACUGGAAGAACAGCCUUGGACGUGGUCGGCUCGGCCAUUUAUUUUGACCAGGAAGUCGAUUCGCAGAACUUCACAGAAGUGAUACGGAUGCUACUGAAAGCUGGCGCUCUAUUCAACACUAUGAAGAUCAAAGGACUGUCCAAUGUAGACUCCCCCCUCCACACAGCAGUAGUCCUGGACAACCUGGAGGCCAUCAACGAACUGCUGAAUGCUGGAGCCUCCAACGCCUGUUUGAACUCAGCUGGUCAGACACCGCUUCAUGUCUGCAUAGAGAAGCAGUUUGAAGAGUGUUUGCAGGUCCUUGCCAACUACGGCAACAAUGACGUGGAUCCACUAUGUGCAUCGGUGGAUGUAAAAGACAGGGAAGGUCACACCGUCCUCCAGGCUGCAGUGGAAGCCGCCUGGGUGCCGGGAGUGUGUGUGGCUUUGGAAGCAGGUGCUGAUGUCACUUUGAAGGCAAACGACGGAGAAACGCCUAUUCAUUCAGCGGCCGCUCUUGGUAACUUAGAUGUUCUUAAUGAGAUCCUCAGCGUCGCCAAACAAAAAGACGCCCUCGACUAUCAAAAUGAAGAAGGUGAAACGGCAUUAUUCAAAGCAGUAAAACAUGGCCAUAUAGGUUGCGUGGAAGCUAUACUUAACGAAGGAGCUUCAUUUAAAAUAACUUUACCUGGAGAUGUUAAUGUUUUACACAUAGCUGCAGAAUCAGGUCACGCUGAUAUACUAAAGUUUCUAAUAGAAUAUGACGAAGAAAAAACAAAUGAAAUGAUCAAUGCUUUGACAGCUGGAGACAGAAGAGGUUUUGGGCCAAUACAUUUCGCAGUUGCAGAAAAUAAUGUUGAAUGCGUAAAAUUGCUGCUAUCAAAAAGAGCUGAUGUAAGACUGAGAACAACAUGUAGUCCGCAUAAAUCAUCGACUCCGUUACACGUUGCCGCAGUCAAAAACUCAGUUGAGAUUGCUAAAGUGAUUUUGAAUUUUGAUAAGACUACAAUUUAUGAAGUGAACAGUAUGGGAUGGUUCCCAAUACACUCUGCGAGUCAUCAUGGAAGUAGAGACAUCAUAACCCUUUUACUGCGAGAAGGGGCAGACUUGUCAGGGUACACUGAUGGUCCUAAAAAGUUCCGUAGGACAGCAAUGGACAUGAUCAUCAACAAUUUGUCUAAACCGACAGAAUUUAUGGAAGACGUUUUCGAUUCUUACAUAGCGACAAACAAUUUGAAUCUUCAAGAUCCAAAUUGUGAAAUAACGAUAGAUUAUAGAAUUCUCAUGCCCAGUGUUUGUGAGAUGGAACAAAUGAAAGUUAUUGAGGCUCUGUUGAAGACAGGGAAUCGGUAUGGCCAAAAGAGGUUGUUGGUUCAUCCAUUGGUGGAAAGCUUUUUAUAUUUGAAAUGGAAGGCGCUGUUGCCAUUUUUCUAUACAAUAAUAGCGGUAUACGCAUUCUUUCUGAUGUCGUUAACAGUGUUUGUGGUGUCGGUGUUUUUCUACAAUGAUACACAUGAAGAACCGCCGGUUUGGCUGAAUCCCCAAAUUUGGGGCUAUGUUAUGUAUGCUUCCAUUUGUUUGAUACUUAUCCAGGAAAUGCUGUACAUGAACGUGAAAUCCAGUAGGUACUUCCUCCAACUCGAGACCUGGGUGAAAUUUGGCUCCAUCGGGCUAGCCAUCAUUCUGCCGUUAGCGGUGCUCAUUAUUUCUGGGUGGUCGGACUCAGAAUGGCCAAGACACGUGGCCACCCUGGCAUUGCUGCUGUCUUGGCUGGAGAUGAUGUUUCUCCUCUCCAGAUUCCCCAAUUGGGGGUAUUACGUGCUCAUGUUUGGGAAGGUGGCAUCUAAUGUUAUAAAGAUCCUGUGCACAUUUGCUUUCUUGGUCAUCGGAUUCUCCCUCAGCUUCAUGAUUCAGUUCCAUUCCCAAAUGCCUUUCGAGAGUCCAUGGGCAGCCAUGGUGAAGACGGUAGUCAUGAUGACGUCAGAAUUUGACUACGAGGCUUUAUUUGAUGAAGAACAUUCAGCAGAUUUAGCAACAUCACUGGUGAUAGUUAGAAUUAUAUUUUUAGUCUUCUUAAUUUUGGCAGCUAUAGUGUUAAUGAAUUUGAUGGUUGGUGUUGCAGUUAAUGAUAUUAAUGAUUUAGAAAUACUUGGUAAUAUAAGAAGACUGGCGAAGCAAGUAGAGUUUUUGAGCACUUUAGACACACUAGUUUACAACAGAGUGUUCAAGAAACUGUUGCCGAAGAAAGUGAAUAAUAGCAUCAAGACAAAACGCAAUGUGAGAAGUGUGCUAACAUUAAGUCCGGGAAAGCCAAAGUGGAGGCAUUAUAAAAUUAUGCCGUCGCGGAUCCGUGAUGCAAUUUUCGAGAAAGCAAUGAGACAGAAGAAGCAAAUGGACGAUGAAAUGGGCUUCCAAGAGUUCAAAAGUAAAAUAGAAGAAAUCCAUACAGCGGUUGUAAAGGAUAAAGAAAAAAGAUUAGAAAUAGAAGCUAAAAACCUAGAAGGUCCUGGUAGGCAUAGAGCGAGACACGAGGAAAUAAUGAAGUGUCUGAAUGAAAUAGACGAUGAAAUGACAGAGAUGAAAGAUCAGAUGAAUACGUACGUAGAAGGCACUAAGUCGCCGAUUGACGAAUUGAACGUGAAAAUGGACCAAAUGUCGUUGGAAAUAGAGGCGAUCAAACAUUUUUUGACCAGGCUAGAGAGCAAAAUAGGGAGGUUGUAGAUUGUUGAAAACAAUAUUAGUAAGUAGUAAACGAAUUUUGUAAUUAAUAGAAACAGUUUUGUACUUAAUAAACAUACAAUUUUUCAAA
Amyelois transitella is the source of this 3886-nucleotide messenger RNA. RefSeq names its product transient receptor potential channel pyrexia. The record is from RefSeq and is a predicted model, not a curated record. The coding region runs from base 238 to 3798 and encodes 1186 amino acids. Gene Ontology annotation, molecular function: protein binding; monoatomic ion channel activity. Lineage: Eukaryota; Metazoa; Arthropoda; Insecta; Lepidoptera; Pyralidae. The transcript is spliced from 11 exons. Gene Ontology annotation, cellular component: membrane. Gene Ontology annotation, biological process: transmembrane transport; monoatomic ion transport.